Molecule: messenger RNA, 858 nt
Organism: Aspergillus puulaauensis
Lineage: Eukaryota; Fungi; Ascomycota; Eurotiomycetes; Eurotiales; Aspergillaceae
Product: fumarylacetoacetate hydrolase family protein
Exons: 4
Coding region: 1-858 (285 amino acids)
Molecular function (GO): acetylpyruvate hydrolase activity
Source: RefSeq, a predicted model, not a curated record
AUGCCGUAUUGGACACACCUCAUCCGCUUUGUUGCCGUCGAAGAUGGGGAGACCCAUCUGGGCCAGCUGGUCGACAGCAGCCGCGAUAUCGGAGAGGACUCUAUAAGUGAGGUCCCCAUUAAAGCAUUCAGAAUCGAAGGAUCAGUCCACGGGGGACGAGUUACCGAGGAAGUGCUGCAGGUGUCUAGACUCCUAUCUCCAAUUGAUCCCCAAGAGUGCUCGUAUAUCCGAUGCAUAGGCCUGAAUUAUAAAAAGCAUGCACAGGAAGCCAGUAUUGCAAUCCCCGAUGUCCCGGCCCUCUUCAGCAAACCUCGCACGGCCAUCGCGGACCCCUUCCCUGGAACUAUCAAGAUCCCCAAGUUCGCACAAGAUGGUACUAGCGACUAUGAAGCUGAACUGGUAGUUGUGAUUGGAAAAUCUGCCCGGGACAUCACCGCCGAGGCGGCACCUGCUUAUAUUCUGGGAUACACCGUGGCGAACGACGUUUCAGCCCGAGCAACGCAAAUGAAAAGCGCGAUGCCUAGUUUCUCCAAAGGGCUGGAUUCCAGCUGUCCACUAGGCCCUGUUUUGGUGUCGAGUGAGGCGCUCACGAACCCGCAGAGCCUUUCAGUUAAGACCAUCUACAAUGGAAAGACAAUGCAGGAUGGAAGCACGAGUGACAUGAUCUUCAGUGUCUACGAGCUCGUGUCAUAUCUUUCGCAGGGCACAACUCUAGAGCCUGGCACGAUUCUGUUGACCGGGACUCCAGAGGGGAUAGGUUAUUUCCGAUCACCAAGGGUCUUUUUGGGCGAUGGCGACGAGAUUCGGAUUUCCAUUGAUGGCAUUGGGACCCUGGUGAAUAAAAUUGAGUAUGAAUAA